AUGAAACAGACCUCAAAUAAUAACGUUAAUAUUAAUAUUGAAUUUCCAACAUACACAGGUAAUGGCGAUGUUUUUCUAAGUCGUUUCGAAGACAUAUUCAACGAUGCUCAGAUCUCUGAUAUCGAAAAAGCAGGAUCCUUCACAAGAAGACUACCAGACGAAGAAUACAUCAAGCUCAAAUCGAUAUGUUCACCUACCGAUUUUAUCAAUCCAUCGAUAUUGAUUGAAAAAUUUAGGUUAUUACACCCGAGGAAAUCUACAAGUUCGAAAUUGUUAUUAUUCAAUGCAGCUGUACAAGGUAAAAAUGAAAGUUACAUCAAUUGGGUAAGUAGAUUAUGUAUUUUACAAAAUGAAUGUUCGUUAAGCGAUAGUAGAGUCAUUGAAAAGGUAAAAAUUUUAUCAAAUAGCAGAAGUAUCAGGCAGAAAAUUACGUUGAAAGAGAAUAUUACGUUAGCAGAAGUCUUUAGUUUAAGAGAUGAUUUUGAGGACACAGAAUUAAAAGAAAAUAUAAUAGCUAAAGUUGAAAACAUUUCUUUAAGUGAAAAGACUGAAGAAGAAACAAGCGUAAAACAUUUGGAAAGACAAAGAGGCAUGAAAGUUGAAGAAAACAAACAGGUGGUCAGAUACGACGAUAGACAUAAUCCACGAUCGAAUAACGAUAACAGACACCUAUGGACUACGAGAAACAACAACUUUCAAAGAAAUAAUUAUCAGGGAAAUAAUUACAACCCUAGACAUCAGAACUAUAAUGCGGGUAACUACAAUAACGUUAGGGCAAAUUACCCAGGAUUAUACAAUAAUUUUUCAAGAUUUGAAAAUAGAACCAGUUAUAAUAACGAUAAUAACCAAAGAUUUUAUUAUGAUUACAAUCACGGAUUCAACAGACGCUAUGAUACUUCAAGAUGCACGCAAAGGCAUAGUAAUAAUUAUAAUGGAAAUCGAGGAGGAAGUUACGCAUGUAAUUGUAGACAUCAUGUCGACCAUAAUAAUCAAACACGAUACACUAAUAAAAUAAAUACCAUAAACAUAGAAGAAAUAAAAGAGGAUGAUAAUAAUAAAAUAGAAAAAAAAGAAUAUAAUUUGUAUAACUUGGACAUAAAUAAUAUUUUAAGUUUGUAA
Molecule: messenger RNA, 1119 nt
Organism: Gordionus sp. m RMFG-2023
Lineage: Eukaryota; Metazoa; Nematomorpha; Gordioida; Chordodea; Parachordodidae
Exons: 1
Coding region: 1-1119 (372 amino acids)
Source: RefSeq, a predicted model, not a curated record